CGUCUACCGUGUCAAGCGUGUGUUCAGACAGAACCAGCCACCCGUGGAGUAUGCAUUGCACUUAAAGGUUUCCACCAUGAGCGGAGUGAUACUGUAAUGUCGAGUGUGUGUCGGGAUAAAUAUAAUUCGGGACAUUUUACACAUACAGAUAGUGUGAGUUUUCAAAGACAGCUGGAAUAUCUAGUCUAAAUGUCGCUUAUUCAUCGUAUAGGAUUAAUCCUGUGUGUGUGUUACGGAUUGUUAACAUCUCAAAGUUUGGGAGCAACGACGUCUACCGCUGACAAUGCAGGAACAUCUACAGACACUUACAGCACAACGGAACACAGUGACGUCACCACGACAGUGAAUGACGUGAUGUGCUACAGUUGCUCGGACACGGUGCGCGGGGCGGAAUGUCAGAAAAACACAAGGGCGAUGGCCGAAGAAGCGGGAAAUGUUAAACCCCAGCAGACACAGGAAGGAAGGAGUAACAAUGUCUAUGCGAAAAGCUGUAAAGGCUACCAAAAUUUCACAUACUGCAUGAUAGAAACCAUUGAAAAUAGAGGCGAGAUGCAUUCCUACCGCCGAGAUUGUUCGGACGGGGUGUCGUUCUCCUACGAUGCCGCCAAGCUGCGGGCCGUCCGCCCAGACAAUCAGACGACAUGUGCCUACAACGGCCAAGGUUACGUCAUCUGUGUACGCCUGUGUCAAAGGAACUUCUGUAACGGACCAUUCCCUUUCUCGUCAGCGAAUACAGAAAGACAGUGGUCUUGUCUGAUAGUUUUACUUGUCAUUUCGUUUUAUGUGAUGUUUGGAGAAUGACAUCCUGCAAGGACCACUCGCCUGUACAUGUAUUUAUAACAGUAAAAACUGGCUCUCAAAUCCCUGAAGUACGGAAUAAAGUUUCGAAUUUGUGUUAUUUAUUUUUGUAUUUACCAAUAACUUGUUAACUUGUUAUACAUCAGAACAAUAAAAUAUACGAUUAUA
Messenger RNA from Ostrea edulis (European flat oyster), 966 nucleotides. RefSeq lists its product as uncharacterized. The transcript has 4 exons. The record is from RefSeq and is a predicted model, not a curated record. Bases 190 to 801 code for a protein of 203 amino acids. NCBI's taxonomy places the organism in Eukaryota, Metazoa, Mollusca, Bivalvia, Ostreida, Ostreidae.